Molecule: messenger RNA, 4126 nt
Organism: Pristis pectinata (smalltooth sawfish)
Lineage: Eukaryota; Metazoa; Chordata; Chondrichthyes; Rhinopristiformes; Pristidae
Gene: efhd2
Product: EF-hand domain family, member D2
Exons: 4
Coding region: 67-771 (234 amino acids)
Molecular function (GO): calcium ion binding
Source: RefSeq, a predicted model, not a curated record
GGAGCGGGGCGGAGCCGCAGUCCGGCUCGGGCGGGCAGUGUGCGCGGAGCUGCCGUGAUCGCCGGGAUGGCCACGGACGAGCUGGCCUCGAAGCUGCAGCGGCGCCUGGACAUCGAGGACGGGCCGGGGGAGGCGGAGCCCGGGCCGGAGCAGGUGACGGCGGCGGCAGCGGCGGAGGAGAAGCCGCCCACCGCGGCGGCGGACAAUGAGCUGUCGGCCAAGCUGGCCCGCCGCGGGGAGCUGAACGAGGGGUCGGCGGAGCCGCAGCAGCGCAGCCUCCGGGUCUUCAACCCGUACACCGAGUUCAAGGAGUUCUCCCGCAAGCAGAUCCGAGACAUGGAGGGCAUGUUCCGGCGGUACGAUGCUGGGAAGGACGGUUUCAUCGACCUGAUGGAGUUGAAACUGAUGAUGGAGAAGCUUGAGGCUCCUCAGACACAUCUUGGGUUGAAGAACAUGAUCAAGGAGGUUGAUGAGGACUUUGACGGAAAGCUCAGCUUCCGGGAGUUCUUGCUAAUUUUCCGUAAGGCGGCUGCAGGAGAGUUGGCUGAAGACAGUGGUUUGCAUGCUCUUGCCCAGUUGUCUGAAAUCGAUGUCGCAACAGAGGGUGUGAAAGGGGCCAGAACCUUCUUUGAAGCCAAACUUCAGGCAAUCAAUGAUGCAAACAGAUUUGAGCAGGAGAUCAAGGAGGAGCAGGAGGAAAAGAAGAAACAGGCAGAGGAGAAGAAACAGAAGAGAGCAGCCUUCAAGGAGCUGCAGUCAGCAUUCAAGUAAAGUCAGCCUUCUGCCUAAACUGCUUGGCCCCUGGGUGCAGGAGGUCUGAGGAUCUGGCUUAUCAUCUUGGCCCAGGUGAAGGACUGCCUUUCAUUUUAAAGAAUAGGUUGGGUAAGGGGAGGGGUGAGGAUGGGAUACACCUGAGAUAAUGCUGCCCACACUGUCCAGUUUGGAUAGGUGGAACUGCCUCUUUCACUUCCAGGCAUGUCCUCAGCCUGUGAUUUCAACACCAGACUUUGCCUCUUGUGACAAUAGAAGCCUUUGGGAAUGAGCAGGGUAGGUGAGGGAGGAGAUGGUUGAUGUUGUUCAUGCAUUUUGUUUCUUUUAUAUAUAUAUUAUAUUUCAUUAUUUGAGAUCUUGUCCCAUUGCUUUUAUUCCUGGUCCAUGGCUCUGAAAGCAAAGUUCCUAUGAUGGGGCUACGGCAGGGUAUGGGGGAAUGGAACACCUGUGGAUGAAGCUUCUGGUGCACAGUUGGCAUUUUAAGAGGGACCUUGGCCUUAUUGGGGUGUGGCAGUUUGUCCAACAGAGACCCUUUUCCUUCGAUAGCUGGACAAAGCAGUCAGACUGAGUCCAGUUCACACCGUAAGCUGAAGUGCCAUCUAAAGUGGUAGGGAGGGAAGUUCCCACUGUCUCUUUUCUGACAACGUGGACAUUGUAAAGGAAAAAGCUCAAUUGGAAUUGUUGCCUCCUCCCAGAAUGGAAUUUCCUCAAUUAGCACAUGGUUGUUUGUUACUUUAAAGUCGUGGCCAUGAGUUUAAGGCUGUGUUUAAUUGAGCACCUCAUGCAAAACAAAUAGGUGGGUAGGAAAAGAAGGCAAGUAUAAACAAUUGGUAGCAUUCAGCUUUUUGAAGAGUCUUUUUUAAAUGAUGACUUUUUUUUAAAACAUCCAUUCAAAGAUGUACUAUUGGAACAGCACAAGGGUUUCUUCCUCCUCAGUCAACUGGGGCAGCCUUUUUUCUGUUGUGCUUUAAGAUGGCAUUCCCUUUAUCCCCGAUUUUCAUUCUGUCCAAUAGGUUGAAUAUCCUGCUAUUUUUGCGCCAAGCUCCCCUGUGAAUAUUUCUUGUGCUUGCUCCUAACGUGAAUGUCUUAAUUGCAUCUGUGUUCUACUAUCUUCUGUGCACACUUGAUGCAAUACAUUCCUGCCCUAAUAAUCUCAGAGCAAGUAGCUGUCGUACUUUAAAUUGUCCAUACCAACAUUUUCUGACAUCUAAUAGUCAGAAAUUGGUAGCAUAUUUACACAUUAAAUGAUCUUGUUUACUGUAGAGUUAGAUAACAUUGAUUGAACAUAUCAUUCUUCGGUUCCAGCAAGUUUGUGAAGGCCAAUUCACUUGUGCUGACCUGCACAAGAUGCUUUAUAGCCACCUCGGCUGGACUGCCCAAGUGACAUAGCCAUACUCUACUUCCUUCAGACUCCCAACUGUGGGAGAGGUGCCAUAAGCAGUUAAUCAACCCAUGUGUCUGACUGUAUUUACAAUUAUUCCAGAGUUACAGCCCUGCAGAUAUCUUUCCCUUGAGGAGGAGAAGGUGGGCAAACCUUAAUGCAAGGAUUAGUUGUGUGCAUCUUCCCAUGUAUAUUGUACAGAUGUUCUCAGCUGCUGGGCAGGGGCUUGCAUUUCAUUGGGGGGGAAGCAGUGGGUGAAGAUUUCUACACUAUGGUUCUGAGUUAUAACUGACCCCCUAAAAUAGAUUUGUAUUGCAAUACACUGUUAGUCAGGGCAGCUUGUCGUCUGUAUCAAGUCUUCCUUCAAGUUCUGAGCAACAUUGGAACCAUUUCAGUUCUUCCACUACCCUCAUCCAUGCAGCAUGCAAAAUCUGAUCUGUUUUGAGAACUGAGCGAACACAGUGUUAAAGUGUCAUCAAGCUUUCAGGCUUCUUUUCCUGAUGACCUCCCUGUGCUCUAGCAGCUGGACCAAGAAGAAGGAACAGUGCUCAGUAUUGGGUUCCCAACUACCUGCCUUCAACUUGUGAGCAGCAGCUCCCAUCAAGUUGUUUAUUGAAUUAGAAAGAGGCCCAUUGGCUGUACACACAGUCCCUUGAGAGGGUGCAAUCCAGUUGUUGUUGUGAAUCACAAAGGUGUUCCAAUCAAUUUGUUGCAAAACUCCUGCAAGUGUUAAAAAAACAAUAGAAGUGCCUUUUAUGAAGAAAUGUAUGCUUAUGUAUGAAGAAAUGGGCCAGGAAAGUUUGCAAAAAAAAACAUCGCAAAGAGGGUAAAUAGUCUCAAAUUAAACUCUGAACUGACCAACUGACCAAGAAAUAUUCAAGUAGUGAUCGAGACUGCUGCCAGAAAAACAUUUACUGUUCAAUAUUCCCAGUUACCUCCAGCCUGGAAUUCAGAAUACUGAGCACCCAAUGAAUGGAAUAUCCUUGAAACAACUCAUUGCAAACCUCUGUUUGCUCAGGGCACAUUUUUGAAAUACUUUGUUUGUGAACCAGCUCAGGGAAGCUGUCACCCACGUACCAGGGAAGCAUAUGAAACAAAAUGGAUACAGAUGCUGGCAAUCUGAAGCAAAACUUCUGGACCUUUGUAGUAGGUUCAAGAGCUUCUGCAAUAAGUAAUAACAUUUGGGUAUAACCCUUUGUCAGAACAAGGUUUACACUCAAAAUAUUAAACAAUGGUGCUCCCUGGCCAUCUGGUUUGUUCCCUAGUCUACAACUGGCUGAUGUCACUUGCACUGUUGGUGGUGAUACUGUCUUGGUUACAGUACCACUGGCCAGGAGAAGAAUAUCAAGGUUCUUGCUCCUGAACAUUAGCCAAUAAUCCUUGCUGCACAUGAGUUCAACUAUGAUUCUUCCAUUGUUUAGCUGAGUAGUGGAAGAGGGGUGUAUUGUGACCCCUGGGUGUUAGGGCUGUUGGUUCAACAGCAUGAACUAAUGGUUAUAACGCCCAUCUCUGUGGGGGCUUAAACAAUUGGGACUGGUUUACAACCCACAGUGUUUUAUUUAAACAGCUCUCACAUUCCAUUGCAUGGCUAAUCUUGGGCUGAAUGCAUCUUUUCCCUGUCUGUUGAUUGUGUUGUUAAAACUGUUGUGUCAAACACUGUUGUGCCAAAUACUUGUUCCUGUGAUGUCUGUUCUAGUUUUGAAGGCACUGAAUUAGCUAUGCAUCCACUGUUGAGGAUGUCAGCUUUAGGCUGGAGUCAUAGGUGAGGGAUUUGUUUAGCUUGGACUUUACAUAAUGCUGAGGCCAUUAUUUGGUACAUUGUGUAUACUGAAAAAUAACCUAUUUUCUAUAACUGAUGUUGCUGUCUGAAGCUUCAAUUGAGGAAAUAAGUUGUGCGAAAGAAAUUAUUUUUGAUUUUCUUACAAAAAAUAAAUCUAAUUAUACGUAUGUUCUAAUAAAUGCAUCUUAAAUUUU